Molecule: messenger RNA, 207 nt
Organism: Prorocentrum cordatum
Lineage: Eukaryota; Dinophyceae; Prorocentrales; Prorocentraceae
Source: the annotation of a GenBank genome assembly
GUGGACCAGCUCGCCGCGCAGGCGCAGCUGGCUGAGGAGGCGCUCACGCUCAUCGUGGGGAACUCGGAGGUUGGGGCUUGGCUCAGGGCGGUAGUGCCUGCUGUCGUGGCCCUGGUCCGCGGCGAGGAGCCCCAGUGGCUCGACGUGCUCCGCCGCAACGUCGCGCUGCACGCCGACGCGGUGGACAUCGAUGUGGAGCACGCCUCG